AGUCCUCUUCUGCUUUCUUCUUCACUACCAAAUUUCACAUUUGCAUUCUCCAGAAGAAGAAAAUUCGAUCUACCGAUUAGUCAUUGUUUGAUUUCUUCGAGAUGGCUCGUACCAAGCAAACCGCUAGAAAAUCCACCGGAGGCAAAGCACCGAGGAAGCAGCUGGCAACCAAGGCGGCGAGGAAAUCUGCUCCGGCCACCGGAGGAGUGAAGAAGCCGCACAGAUUCCGUCCAGGAACUGUUGCCCUGAGAGAGAUCAGGAAGUAUCAGAAGAGCACAGAGCUUCUGAUCCGUAAGCUUCCUUUCCAGCGUUUGGUUCGUGAGAUUGCUCAGGAUUUCAAGACGGAUCUGAGGUUCCAGAGCAGUGCCGUCGCUGCUUUACAAGAGGCGGCUGAGGCUUACCUUGUUGGUUUGUUUGAAGACACUAACCUUUGUGCGAUCCAUGCCAAGAGGGUUACUAUCAUGCCUAAGGAUAUCCAGCUCGCAAGGAGGAUCAGAGGAGAAAGAGCUUGAAGACUUUUGGAUUAGUUCGUCAAUGGCACUCUAUUUCUGGGACUUUUGAUUUGGGUUUAGUAGUGAAUGGGUUCUUGUAAGCUUGGUUCUUAGAUCCUUUUUAGUUUUCGUUGUUAGGUGCUUUUGUUUAGAUAGUCUUUAAGGUGUUCGACGAAUUAUCCCAGAGAAAGUUUCUCUUGUUUAGUAUAAGCAUAUUCUCCUAAAUCUCUUGAAAUGUUUCAUCUUU
Molecule: messenger RNA, 738 nt
Organism: Arabidopsis lyrata subsp. lyrata
Lineage: Eukaryota; Viridiplantae; Streptophyta; Magnoliopsida; Brassicales; Brassicaceae
Product: histone H3.2
Exons: 1
Coding region: 102-512 (136 amino acids)
Cellular component (GO): nucleosome
Molecular function (GO): protein heterodimerization activity; DNA binding; structural constituent of chromatin
Source: RefSeq, a predicted model, not a curated record